Molecule: messenger RNA, 1748 nt
Organism: Magnolia sinica
Lineage: Eukaryota; Viridiplantae; Streptophyta; Magnoliopsida; Magnoliales; Magnoliaceae
Product: ethylene-responsive transcription factor ERF061-like
Exons: 1
Coding region: 412-1356 (314 amino acids)
Biological process (GO): regulation of DNA-templated transcription
Molecular function (GO): DNA-binding transcription factor activity; DNA binding
Source: RefSeq, a predicted model, not a curated record
GAGAGAGGCAACACAAAAACUCUCAGAUUCUCUGAUAAUACUCUCUCUGUGAGAUUUCUAUGCGCCUCUUUCGCAGUUUCCUCCAAAAUUCUUCAAUUUCCAAAAAUAUCCCCAAUCACCACUCCCGACGUCCCCUCUCUCUUAGAGUCCCCAUCUCAUUUGCAGGAUCCCUUCUCCUUAGACUCCGUUUCUCCUCCAUCUGCUCAUCCAUCCGUUGAUUUCAUCGGAUCUCAGAUCCCGACCCUUCCUCUAAUUCUCUCACUUUCUUGUUUUUCACUUACCCGAUUUGCAGAAAGAAAAAAAAGAAGGAUUUUUUAAAAAAUAUUUCAAUUCCUUUUUCCCGCACAUAUAUUUUUCUCCGUGCAAUCUGCAAUUUCUCUCAGAAAAUUCUCUUUUUUUAGACAAUAGGAAAUGGCUGGAACUCUGGGAACCGGCUUGCCGUGUUACUUCUCCGGCGACAUUGACAUCCGUUCCUCCCUGUCGGAGAUCCUGACGACGGGAGGAACCAACGCCUUGGAUUCGAUCUUCUCCCAUUUCCCGCCAACGAAUCCAGUCGCGGGUCACGUACUGGAGCCGUCAGGCUCUUCCGUCUAUCUCUGGCAGAGAGAUCUACUGCAGAAGUUCAGCGACGAAAACAGACCUAAUGGCUCUGUCAGCUGCACGCCGUUAACCGUAACAGGGACAUCUACGGCGUAUAAUAAUACAGGUAUAAAUACAAGUAAGAGCAAGAAGCUGUACAGAGGAGUAAGGCAGAGGCAUUGGGGGAAAUGGGUGGCUGAGAUUCGGCUACCGCAGAAUCGGAUGAGAGUGUGGCUGGGUACUUACAAUACGGCGGAGGCGGCCGCAUACGCUUAUGAUCGUGCGGCGUACAGGCUUCGGGGAGAAUACGCCCGCCUGAAUUUCCCACAUCUAGGUGACAAGAUCGACCCGAGCUUCGGCGACAGUGCCAAGCUUAAUGCAUUGAGAUCAUCCGUCGAUGCGAAGAUACAGUCAAUUUGCCAGAAACUAAGGAAGGAGAAAGCGAAAGCGAAGGCAGCCAAUGCUAGCAGAAGCAGCCAAAGCAGCUGCGCUAUUUCUUCACCGUCUGAUGAUGGAUGUCCGCGCAAUGAAAUGCCGCAGUCGUCACAUGAUGGGUGGUGUUGGGGUGGAGAAUCAUCGCCUUCUAUGUCCAAUGAAGGACAAGCAACUGCAGAUCAGUUGGAGUCGCCGGAGGGAUGUUGCAGGAGCAGUGAAUCCUCACUGUCAGUUUCAAUUGAGGGUCAGGCGAUCAUGGCCCACCCCGUAUUCGAUGAAUGUUCUCUGGAGCGGAUGCCGUCUUUCGACCCUGAACUGAUCUGGGAAGUUCUGGCUAAUUAGCACUCAGUUACUCAGACUGAGUCGUUCUGUCAUGAGUACUGACUCAUGGCCAAUCAGACUCGACCAAGUCCGAGUUGACUCGGACGAAUUGCACCCGAGUCCCCUAAUUUGUAGAAGCGGGUGUGGUAGAGGGUAUAUAAUGUUUAGGUGUUGAGUAGAUUCCAAUUGAUUUCGAUUGGAUUUUGAUCUGUUUGGCUAAACACAACCACUUGAUGUGGUUGAUUUUGGUUAGUUUCUUGUCUUGUGUUAGUAUUGUCUUAGUUGAGGGUCUAAAUUGCAUCUUUGAUUAGUUUUGAUGCUGUUUGGAAAGAUGUAUAUUGUAUUAUUGUAGUUGUUGUUUACAUGAAAAAUAAGAUACAUAUGGUUGUUAUGCAGCUUAUGCUUUGUGAGAA